AUGUUGCAAUUGCAGGUUGAAAAGUUGCCUACUGCUACUGACAUGAUGUUGAGCCUCAAGGAGCUCUUUGGUGAGUCAGAUAGGGCUGCUCGAUUUGAGGCAAUGAGGAAGAUUAUGACUUCCUUCAUGCCAGAGGGAACUUCUGUGCGUGAGCAUGUUCUCAAGAUGAUGGAAAAUCUGAAUGAGAUAGAGCUGCUCGGGGGUCAAAUCGAUGCUGACACCAAGAUCGAUAUGAUCCUGCACUCACUCCCUAAGUCCUACGAGAAUUUCCGUCUCAACACAAUCCUGACCAAGAAGGACUAUACUUUAGCCGAGCUUCUUGUGGAUUUGGUUGCAGCGGAGGGACUCAUGGGUAGGACUCCACAGGCGCUGUUUUCUGCGCAGUCUGGACCUUCUUCGUCGAAAGGCGGGAAGAAGAAAAAGCCUGCCAAGAAAAAGGGUGCUGCAAAUACAAGACAGGACAUUGGAAAGCUGAUUGUCCCCUUCUGA
Messenger RNA from Andrographis paniculata, 489 nucleotides. RefSeq lists its product as uncharacterized. Lineage: Eukaryota; Viridiplantae; Streptophyta; Magnoliopsida; Lamiales; Acanthaceae. Bases 1 to 489 code for a protein of 162 amino acids. The record is from RefSeq and is a predicted model, not a curated record. The transcript is spliced from 2 exons.